UUAACGGGUGUUUCAGGCUGAAGAAAGAUGUACUGGGGAAAUCAUGUUAGGAUUCUUUUCACUGUGACUCUGCUCUGGCAGGCUGUCCAUUUAGGAAAAGGCCGUGAAAAAGAAGAACUUGAAGAAAAUGUGAAAAGUCUCAAUGCCACAGCGCAAAAGCAGCAACCAAAGAACGAAGGGACUACUAUAAAUGCUUUCAGUGACAUGAAUCAGAGUUAUGAGAGCAGAAAGGAACAGAAUUCCCUGGCAGUGGUACCUUUUACUGGGAUUACAGAGAGUAAAAAACUGAAUAGACAUUGCUGCCAAAACGGAGGGACCUGUAUCCUAGGGGCUUUCUGUGCCUGCCUAAAGCAUUUCACUGGCAGAUACUGUGAACACGAUGAAAGGCAAAGCAACUGCGGUAGCAUUGCCCACGGCGCCUGGGUGCUGAAGGGCUGUUGGCUGUGUCGGUGUGGAUAUGGUACUCUGAACUGUCUCUCAGAAAUAAUGCACGAUAACUGUGAACUGAAAUCAGAAAAUGAAGAAAUUACCAGCCUGUUUUCUAAUGGGCUACGAAUACAGCAAACAGUGUUUGCACUUGCUUGCCUGCUCACCAUCCUCCUGGAGCUCUGCUAUUGGCAGUUGUGAAAAUAGACAAAGGGAAAUACCCUCACGAUGAGUCAUACAACUUUUUUCCUCCUGUGAGCUACAAAAGAGACUUCUACCUACAUAUAGGAGGAAGAUUAUGACAUACUAGUUAAUGCUGAAAUGCUUGGAUUAUUAUAAAUUCAGAUUAUAUAAAUAUUAAGUAUUUAUUAUUAUAUUUUUAUUACUAUCAAUGUCUGAUUCUAACAAUUUUUUAAUUCUAAAGUACUUUCCUUCCAGAGGAAGCAA
Neopsephotus bourkii (Bourke's parrot) is the source of this 873-nucleotide messenger RNA. Its product is annotated as cryptic protein-like. NCBI's taxonomy places the organism in Eukaryota, Metazoa, Chordata, Aves, Psittaciformes, Psittacidae. The transcript is spliced from 6 exons. The coding region runs from base 28 to 627 and encodes 199 amino acids. The record is from RefSeq and is a predicted model, not a curated record.